Sapajus apella (tufted capuchin) is the source of this 623-nucleotide messenger RNA. RefSeq names its product ubiquinol-cytochrome-c reductase complex assembly factor 3. The record is from RefSeq and is a predicted model, not a curated record. The transcript has 2 exons. Gene Ontology annotation, cellular component: mitochondrial inner membrane. Gene Ontology annotation, biological process: mitochondrial respiratory chain complex III assembly; mitochondrial electron transport, ubiquinol to cytochrome c. NCBI's taxonomy places the organism in Eukaryota, Metazoa, Chordata, Mammalia, Primates, Cebidae. The coding region runs from base 138 to 419 and encodes 93 amino acids.
GUCCUCUCUAGCCCGCCGCUUCUCUAUGGUUUCCGCUAUCGGGCGCUCUAUCCGGCGCAGACGGACAGACACGGCGCAGCGACAGCUCGCGGCUGCGGGGGACUCCGGAGUGCGCCCCGCUGGCUGUGCAGGCGGCCAUGCAGUCCUUGAGGAAAAUGCUGAUCACGGUCGCAGUGCUGGGCGCAGGAGCUGGCGUGGGCUACGCGCUCCUUGUUAUCGUGACCCCGAGAGGGCAGCGGAAGCAGGAGAUGCUGAAGGAGAUGCCACUGCAGGACCCGCUGAGCAGGGACGAGAUGGCCAGGACCACGCAGCUAGUGAUGGACGUUCUGAAGGAAGCAGCGACCACGCAGGAGAACGUGGCCUGGAGGAAGAACUGGAUAGUUGGCGGCGAAGGCGGCAAAGGCGGGAAGUCAGCGUGAGACUGGACUUGCCCCAGUGGGCGCUGGGACCUUGGCUAGGGCGCAGGAGUCUGAGGCACCCUUUCUCCUUCGUGGGCCCAGCGGGGAGUCCGGACCGAGAUGCCAUUCCCAGGACUUUUUUGGGUCCUGUGAGCUGCCAUCGGGUGAGCACCUUCCUCCCAAACCCUGCACUGAUUGCUUUAAAGUCCGCAAAGGCUGGUCGGG